Caenorhabditis bovis is the source of this 801-nucleotide messenger RNA. Lineage: Eukaryota; Metazoa; Nematoda; Chromadorea; Rhabditida; Rhabditidae. The record is from the annotation of a GenBank genome assembly.
AUGAAGUGGAUUAUUGAUAAAAUCAAGAAAGAGAAGAAGAAAGAGAAAGAAAAUUUAUUCCUUACGUACGGAAUCCGACACCCCGAUGAACAAUACGCCAACGACGAUACACGUACCGAUCACAACGAAGAGUUCGCCACAGCGAUUAAGUUCUGUCAACGACAGGGACUUCUGAUCCAGGAUGAGUUACGAUCAUCAGCUGGCAAACGUGCCUGGAAACAAUCGGUGAAGAAUCCAGAGCAAGCCGCCAUCAACCUGUUCAUCAAGCGCUAUCAACCGCGCCGGGUUAUCGCCACUACAGCCUCUGCACUCUCAUUCCUACGAACAUCAUGGAAGAAUCUCGCCUUGGUCGCAGCUUUUCCCGAUGCACGCUUGGCUCUCCUCGGCGAUUUCCGCCAACUAUCACCAUUUUCCCACACCAAAAACACGAAAUCCAUCCGAAAAGCAGGAGUCGGAGAGCCGUUGUUUUGGCUCAUCGACGGAGAAAGAGUUCCGAUCGUGGAACUCACACAUGUUUGGCGUACUCAUCCGGUAACAACACGCAUCCUCUCGGAAGCGUUUUACGGAAAUUCACUUCAAACAGCCAAAAGAUCGCGCAUCCUUUAUGCAGCAGGCCAUGUGCUUCCAAGGACACCAGAAGGAAGUCGUCAUCCUGUUCCUGACGAAGACGGGCAAGGCACCAUCAGACUUCGCCAGGGACGACCUCCGCCUCAAAAGUCGCACUGUCCUGAGCCAGACAGAUCUUACCUAGAGUUUUGGUUCGUCGAUCCACUUUGGUCACGCUCAAUAACCUGGAAGUAA